This is a messenger RNA of Pipistrellus kuhlii (Kuhl's pipistrelle), 2805 nucleotides long. It is a transcript of the gene ZNF18, whose product is annotated as zinc finger protein 18. Bases 809 to 2374 code for a protein of 521 amino acids. Gene Ontology annotation, biological process: regulation of transcription by RNA polymerase II. Gene Ontology annotation, molecular function: RNA polymerase II cis-regulatory region sequence-specific DNA binding; DNA-binding transcription factor activity, RNA polymerase II-specific. The record is from RefSeq and is a predicted model, not a curated record. The transcript is spliced from 7 exons. Lineage: Eukaryota; Metazoa; Chordata; Mammalia; Chiroptera; Vespertilionidae.
GGCCCGGCCGCGAUCUCUCGGGAUCGGGCCUGGAGCCGCCCGCGUCCGCGCUGGGUCGGCAGGUCCCCGAGAGGGCGGCGGGGCUGGCGGACGCGCGCCGGGCGCCAGCAGUGCGCGCGCGGGGAUGCGGCGGCGCGGGGACACGGCGACGCGGCGAGCGCGGGGGAGGGGCGGCGGGGGUAUCCCGGCCCGGCUCUCUGUCCUGGAGCCGGUGGGCCCCUCUGGACCCUCCAGCCACGUGCCUGGACUGGGGUCGAAGACGGGCCCCUGCGUCCUGUCUUCCCCCACAGGCUGGGAAUGGAUCUCGGGCCGAGGGAGCCCCGACGGGCGGCUGGCCGAGGCUGCCCGCGGUGCUGUCGGAGUGGGGGCCGGAGCGUGGAGGACACUUGGUAGUAUUGCGCAGCGCCUUUUGGGGCUGGAGCAACCCUGGUCUCCAAGCCGCUAAAAGCCGUUUUUUGACAACCCCAGACCCGCCCCACGCAUUUCCAAAAGUUGGCAUGUCCUCCCCAAAGCACAGGCAUCAGAGCUUUCUCCGCCCCUGGGGACCUCAGAGGUUCCUAAUCUAUACACUUUAUACUUACCGUGCAGGGUAGUUGUGAGGUUAGAGAUGACAUGAACGGGGCCUAAUACGGAGCUGACAUAUUCCUCACGUCACCUGUUAAAGAAAACGUUACUCCAGGUACUUGUCAGAGACGCACUGGAUCUCACGCCCUCGCGUGUUCCUGUGCGAGGCUCUGUGAAGACGUCGUCCUCCCCAGAGACAACUUCGUCCCAGAAGAACUUCGCCUAGAAGGACGUGGCAGGCCUGAUGAUGCCUGUUGAGCAGGGGCAGGCCCCAGUCCUGCUGCCACCGCUGGCAAAGGACUCCCCGAUCUCUGGGCCAGAUGCUGCCCCUCAAGGGGAGCCCUCCAGCCCUGAGGCUGCUCGCCAGCUUUUCAGGCAGUUCCGUUACCAGGUGAUGUCUGGGCCCCAGGAAACCCUGAGACAACUUCGGAAGCUCUGUUUCCAGUGGCUGCAGCCAGAGGUCCACACCAAGGAGCAGAUCUUAGAGCUGCUCAUGUUGGAGCAGUUCCUGACCAUUUUGCCCGGGGAGAUUCAGAUGUGGGUGCGCAAACAGUGUCCUGGCAGCGGAGAGGAGGCAGUGACCCUGGUGGAAAGCUUGAAGAGAAACCCCCAGAAGCUGUGGCAGUGGAUCAGCAUCCAGGUUCUAGGACAGGACACCUUACCCAAGCAGGUGGAGUCUGCAGGCUGCCAAGUGGGGGAAGUGGAGUCUCCUCUUGAAGAGACAUCUCAGGAGCUGGGACUUGUGCCUGCUUCCCAGCUUCCUGCUCAGCCUGAGGAGAGACUCAUCGGAGACCAGGACUUUGGAACCUCCCUUCUCCACACAGCACCUCAGGAGCACUGGAGGCACCUGGAUUCCAUUCAGAAGGAGCAAUACUGGGAUCUCAUGCUGGAGACCUAUGGGAAAAUGGUCUCAGGAGGCAUUUCCAGUUCCAAGCCUGGCCUGACUAAUUCAACUGAGUGUGGGGAAGAGCCGGCAGGACUGUGCCUGCAUGUCAGUGAGAAGAUCCUAAAACCCACCUGCAUAGGAGAUAGACAGGAGAAUGACAAAGAGAACCUUAACUUGGAAAAUCACAGGGACCAGGAGCCUCCGGAUGCCCCCUGUCGCACCUCAGAGGAGCCGCCUUCGCAGGCUUCCCAGAGUGGCCUCCUCACUGAAGAGGAGCCGGGCCGCUGUGGAGAAGAAGAGACUCUCCCUCAGGCUCAGGAAAGCCUUCCCGGCGAGCAAGUAGAGGAACAGCUCUCUCCUCAAGAAAAGAAUUCUGGGAAGCAGCCAGGCCGUCGUGUGCCUCAUCCUCAUCCAGGGGAACGGUCUGUGCUGUGUCUGGAGGGGAAGAAAGAGGCCUCCCCUAAAGGGCAGCCGAGAGCCCCCAUGGUCCAGAAACUGCCCACCUGCAGGGAGUGUGGGAAAAGCUUCUAUAGGAACUCUCAGCUUGCUUUUCACCAAAGAACUCACACCAGAGAGAAAUACUUCCAUUGCCUCACCUGCAGAAAAGGCUUCCGGCGGAGUUCAGACUUCAUGAAACAUCAGCGAAUUCACACGGGAGAGAAGCCUUGUCAAUGUGAGUACUGUGGGAAAGGCUUCAGUGACUUCUCCAGAUUGCGCCACCACGAGAAAAUUCACACAGGAGAGAAACCCUACAAGUGUCCCGUCUGCGAGAAGAGCUUUAUUCAAAGAUCAAACUUUAAUAGGCAUCAGAGGGUUCACACAGGAGAGAAACCUUACAAAUGUUCCUGCUGCGGGAAAAGUUUCAGCUGGAGUUCUAGCCUUGAUAAACAUCAAAGGACCCACUUAGCAAAGAAGCCCUUUUAGGAGCCAUGCACGCUUAGCCCAUUUCUGUGUCCUGGCCCGUUUGAAACACAUAGCUCCCCAGGAGGAAUUAGGUCUGUUAGUGGAUAUCCCUGCUCUCUUAUGCCUGGAUAAGGAAAGAGAGUGUCUGCACAUGAGUUUGGACUUGGAGACUGUGUCAGCCUGUGGAUUGGAUCUCAUCUCUUUGGGAAGAGAUGGGAAAAACCUAUCGCUUGGAGGUUCCAUUUUAGAAUUGCUACCUGGGAGGAGGUUAACUGGAUUAGCCACAGUUGCUGUCAUGGGAAGCACCUGGGAUUGGCCCUUCAGAACCGGGGGCCCUGGAGCAGGCCAUCUAUGCCCAGGGAGGCAUAGAGGACCGGGAGCUCAGGUGUUCUUUGUCAUAUUGGUCUAAAAUUAAUGUCCUGUUCCUUUUUUAAAAUAAACUUAGCAGAAUC